Salvia splendens (bonfire salvia) is the source of this 1635-nucleotide messenger RNA. RefSeq names its product PRA1 family protein G2. Gene Ontology annotation, biological process: vesicle-mediated transport. Gene Ontology annotation, cellular component: endoplasmic reticulum; Golgi apparatus. The transcript has a single exon. The record is from RefSeq and is a predicted model, not a curated record. Bases 788 to 1381 code for a protein of 197 amino acids. NCBI's taxonomy places the organism in Eukaryota, Viridiplantae, Streptophyta, Magnoliopsida, Lamiales, Lamiaceae.
CAAUGAGUUGUAAAUAUUGAGUAUAAAUAAAAAAGAAAAAAAAAUUAAAAAUGGGACUCUCCUACCUCUUGUCCGUCGCCUGCCCACAAUAGCAGACGUCCGCCUUAUUCGACGGACGACCUCUCGUCUUCCUGGGACGUCCGUCACCCGCUCGCCGCCUACAAUAGUGGACUAGCACACAGACUAGCGGCUAGUCGGUGCGCUAGUCCGCUAUUGUGGAUGCUCUUAGAGACAGACUAGUCUGCUAUUGUGGAUGUUCUUAGAUAAUGCUCUUAGAGGCGGGCUAGUCCGCUUUUGUGGAUACUCUUAGAGCAUCACCAAGGGGAAAAGGUAUAUUGAGAAGGUAUAUUUCUCAUUUACCUUCUCAAAAAGUUUAUUGUACCUUCUUAAAAAGUAAUGAACUCCAAGGAAAGAAGGUAAAUUAAAUAAGCAAAUAAAAUAACUAACUUUAUACAUUUUCUAUUAAGAAUAGGUAAAGAUACUUUCUCAAAAUAAAAGAAUGUAUAAUACCCGCUCAAAUACCCUUUCUAUUAGAACAUGAAAUUAUAUGAAGAAGAGGUAAAUAUGGUAGUUAUUUCUUUUUACCUCUCCAUUUAUCCUCUCCAGAUGCUUUUAGAGAACGUAGGAAUAAAGGGCUGUAAACUGGGCCCCCAUAAACGUGGACAACACUUCUGCCUACUGUGUACACCUCGCCGCAUACGAUCCGCUCUCCAAAUCUAAACCCAACAAAACUGAACCAUCAUCUGCCGGAGUUUGACCAAUCAAUCUCCUUUUCCGAUAUCCCAAAAUGAGCUCCGCCGCCGCGGCGACCUACACCACAAUCCCGAUCUCCGGCAUCGACGUCAUUUUCCGAUCGACGCAGAACCUCUCCGCCUCCCUCUCCCGCUGCCGCCCCUGGCCGGAGUUCCUCGCCACCGUCUCCGCCCUAGACAUCCCCCCAUCCCUCUCCGCCGCCUCCCUCCGGUUCCGCCGCAACGCCGCCUACUUCUCCCUCAACUACGCCAUGAUCGUGACCGCCUGCGCCGCCGUGUCGCUGAUCACCACGCCGAUCGCGCUGAUUCUGCUCGGUUUCGUGCUGUUCCUGUGGCUGAUCCUCCACUUCUUCAGGGAGGAUCCGCUGCUGGUUUGGGGGCGCCACGUCAGCGAUUGGGCUGUGAUUGCUGGCCUUGUGAUGCUGUCGAUUUUGGCUCUGUAUAUCACCGGGCCGCUGCGUAAUCUGUCUAUUGGAAUUAUCGUGGGGCUGCUGAUCGCCGUCGUCCAUGGCGUGUUGAGGAAUCCGGAAGGGCUUUUUCUCGACGAGAACGACGCCGUUUCCACCGGUUUGAUCGCGUCUCACUCUACGAAUCGGAGUGGUGGAGCUUCGUUUACUCCACCUGUGUGAAUAAGAAUCGAAUCUUCUGUUUUUUCAAAAUUUUUUCUGAAUUGAUUUUUUUGUGUUUGUCUGGUGUGAUUCUUUGAAAGAAAUUGGUGAGGUUAAUUUUGUGUUUUUGUAUUCUGGUAAAUUAUUAUUGAUUAGAACAAAGCAUUAUUUGGUGCCAAUUGAGGUUUUGAUAACUCAUCAUCAAUUCUCAAAACCCUAAAUCUGGAUUCCAGUUGAUUGUCUCUUUGGGAAAUGUAAAAAAUACAUCUUGAUAA